Molecule: messenger RNA, 2981 nt
Organism: Galeopterus variegatus (Sunda flying lemur)
Lineage: Eukaryota; Metazoa; Chordata; Mammalia; Dermoptera; Cynocephalidae
Gene: SLC29A1
Product: solute carrier family 29 (equilibrative nucleoside transporter), member 1
Exons: 13
Coding region: 1209-2606 (465 amino acids)
Biological process (GO): nucleoside transmembrane transport; uridine transmembrane transport
Cellular component (GO): plasma membrane
Molecular function (GO): nucleoside transmembrane transporter activity
Source: RefSeq, a predicted model, not a curated record
CAUAAGAGGUGUUGGUGGCCUGGGGUCAAGGAGUACUCAAUUUGGUCGCUACUUUCGGGGCCCCAUGUCAGCAAGCCAAGGCAUGGCUGGAGGGACACCAGAUGCUCUGAGCUGGUAUCAGACCCCUGGUUACUGCUGGGCAAAGGCAGACAAGAAGAAAAUGCUUAGGGUGGCAGCUGAAUUUAGGAUGUGGGAAGGAGGAGGGGGCUGCCCAUGGAGUUGAAUUGUGCCCAGGCCUGGGGUGGAGACUGCUGAGAACACAGAGAGCAGAGGGCUAACUGGGGAGAGGGAAGACAUAAAUAUUUAUCUAUUCUCUAAGUCUGAGCCAGUUUUACUGAAGGGAAAGGGACUAGACUCUCCAUCCCAGUCUCCUACUGGUUUGAACGCACCUGCACUUAACUGCCCGGGAACCUUGCCUGUGGGAGUGUAGGGUGGGUUGGAUCCCCUCCUUACUACUGAAUAGAAAACCUGAGACCUGAGCCUUCUCUCCCACCCCACCCCAGCAGAGCCCUCUUGCCCCCAUCCCUCCAGAAAAUGUAAAUACUGUGGUUCAUCACUGUGUUCAGGGCCUAGAACAGUGCCUGGCUAGCAUGAAGAGGUCCUCAGUAAAUAUUUGUAGAAAGGAUGAUUGAAAGAAGCCCUUUGCUUCCAUAUGGAGGUGUGUGGUUCUGCUCCUCCCUUUCCUGCCCCACCCAGGUGUGGGUUGGGGGGCUGAGGAAGACCUUUGGAGAGUGGAGUUUACCUAGGGCAGAUUGAGGGGUGGAAAAGCCCAUUGAGGAUCUCAAGGUGCCCAGCUUUGUCUGUCUCCGGAGCAUGGGCUGUACCUGUGAGACAGAUGCAGUGCCUCAGCUCCCCUGCUGAGACUCCUUGCUGUCUUAUCUCCCGAGCUACAGGGGUGGAUUUUUAUCUCCUAGUGGUUGUGAAGCUUCUCAGAAUGGGGCUCUAUGAGGCCUGAUAUGCCAUGUGCCACCAUUUCCAUUCUGGACUCUCACCCAGGAGCCUGUGGACAAGGCCUCCCAGACCCUGAGCUAGGGCCAGCCACCUCAUAGGGACUGUCCAGGCCCCCUCUGCUCCGACCCUUCUGCUGGCCAGUCUGGGCAUCUGUCUAAGGACGCCUGUGGGGAACCAGGGCCUCAUACUGCCUCUGCCCCCAGCAAGCGCCAGAGGGAGGGAGCUAUCAACCAGACAAAACCAAGAACACCGUCACCAUGACAACCAGUCACCAGCCUCAGGACAGAUACAAAGCUGUCUGGCUUAUCUUCUUCAUGCUGGGUCUGGGUACGCUGCUCCCCUGGAAUUUUUUCAUGACAGCCACUCAGUAUUUCACAAACCGCCUGGACAUGUCCCAGAAUAUGUCCUUGGUCACUGCUGAAGUGAGUAAGGACAUCCAGGCCUCAGCUGCCCCCACAGUCCCCUUGCGAAAGUGGAAUUCUCUCAGUGCCAUCUUCAACAAUGUCAUGACCUUAUGUGCCAUGCUGCCCCUGCUGUUCUUCACCUGCCUCAACUCCUUCCUGCAUCAGAGGAUCCCCCAGUCUGUACGGAUCCUGGGCAGCCUCGUGGCCAUCCUGCUGGUAUUCCUGACGACUGCCAUCUUAGUGAAGGUGCAGCUGGAUGCUCUGCCCUUCUUCAUCAUCACCAUGCUCAAGAUCACGCUCAUUAAUUCAUUCGGUGCCAUCCUGCAGGGCAGCCUGUUCGGUCUGGCUGGCCUCCUGCCCGCCAGCUACACAGCCCCCAUCAUGAGUGGCCAGGGCCUGGCAGGCUUCUUCGCCUCGAUGGCCAUGAUCUGCGCCAUUGCCAGUGGCUCGGGGCUGUCAGAAAGUGCCUUUGGCUACUUCAUCACAGCCUGCGCUGUUAUCAUUUUGACCAUCAUCUGUUACUUGGGCCUGCCUCGGCUGGAAUUCUACCGCUACUACCAGCAGCUCAAGCUCGAAGGGCCUGGGGAGCAGGAGACCAAGUUGGACCUCAUCAGUAAAGAUCCUUCUACAACCUCUCGCUCCCCAGAAGAGCAUCCAAGAGCAGGCAAUGAGGAGUCCAGAGUUUCAGCCCCCAACUCUCAGCCCACCAACAAAAGCCACUCCAUCAAAACCAUCCUCAAAAAUAUCUCAGUCCUGGCUUUGUCUGUCUGCUUCAUCUUCACGAUCACCAUUGGGCUAUUUCCUGCUGUGACCGUUGAAGUCAAGUCGAGCAUUGCGGGCAAUAGCACCUGGGAACGCUACUUCAUUCCUGUGUCCUGUUUCUUGAAUUUCAAUGUCUUUGACUUGCUAGGCCGGAUCCUCACAGCUGUGUUCAUGUGGCCUGGGAAGGACAGUCGCUGGCUGCCGGGCCUUGUGCUGGCCCGCCUGGUGUUUCUGCCCCUGCUGCUGCUGUGCAACGUCCAGCCCCGCCAGUACCUGCCUGUGGUUUUUAAGCACGAUGCCUGGUUCAUUGUCUUCGUGGCUGCCUUCGCCUUCUCCAACGGCUAUCUCGCCAGCCUCUGCAUGUGCUUCGGGCCCAAGAAAGUAAAGCCAGUCGAGGCGGAGACAGCGGGAGCCAUCAUGGCCUUCUUUCUGUGUCUGGGCCUAGCACUAGGGGCUGUCUUCUCCUUCCUGUUCCGGGCAAUUGUGUGACCAUGGAUGGACAGAAGGACUGCACUUUUGCCCACUUGCUUCCUGCCCCUUCCUUCUCUUACCAGGGAUGGGCAGGGUUGGUCUGGAGGUGUUCUCUUCCAACCGACUUCUGCUUUCUCACAGCCUGUGCUGGGCCCGGAUGUCCAGGCCCUGGGGAGGGAGCCUCUGUGGAUGGGCAGUGGGGACAUUGUGGGCUUGAAGGUCAGGGUUGAGGGAAGGGGCUCAGUCUCUGCAUCUGCUUGAAUCCCUCCACACUUGGCUCUGACUGAUCCCUGCUUGAGCAGAGCAACAGAAGCUCCUGGGCUCUGUGUAUGUGUGUGUGUGUGUCUGCCUGUACCAGGAGUGGCUAAGGGCCAGGACUGAUCGUUGUAUGGU